UAGAGCUCUUUUUUUUGUACACAGCGACGUAUGGAGCAAGCAAUUGACGGCCAUAACAGCUCCCGUUCAAUGUCAUAUCCAAGCAAUUCCACAUAAAAACACACACUAUGUUUACCUCGGCGUUGACGCGCCCCGCGCGCACGUCGCUCUCCCGGCCCGCACCACUUCUCCUCCGCCUCCAAGCAGCAUCAAGAUCUAUAUCCACACUCCCAAACAACCCACACAUCUACGUCCACCAACACCCCAUCCACCCAAACUCGCACAUCCUCUCCCUCCUCCCCACCACCCCACCGACCCAAUCCCUCGCAAUCGGCACCACGACCUCCCUCCCCCCAACUCCAGAGUCCUUCACCGAGAACACCGAGUUUCUCGAAAUCCUCCAAUCCGUCUUUAAGGCCCACGCAUCCAGCGACCCAGACGUCCGCCAACAAGCCGCCGUCUUCUCCACCCCGGGCGCGGGUGGCUUCAGCUUCAACACCGGCCGGUCGGGUGCGCGCGGGGCGCACCAAGCGGGCAGGCAGCAGGAGAGCGUGAGUAGAGGCGGUUGGAUACAUAUUAGCGAUACGAGGAAUCCGCCUGAUUGGGGGAGGAUCGCGUGGCCUGAGGAUAUAUUUGGGAGUGUGGAGGUUGAUGGUCAGGGUGCGUUUGUCGAGGGUGAUGGGAGGUAUCAACCUAGUGGGACGUAUAGGGUUGUAAGUAGGGAGGGCAUAUUGGGAAUACCGGCGUUCCUGAGGGGGAAGCUCGUGGAGAGGUUGCAGGAGUUGGAGAAGGGAGGGAAGUAGAGAGGCGUAAUCGUUUGGUGUGAAGAGAGAUGAGUGUAAGAAUAUGUGUAUAUAAAAUCCAAGGUAUAUGUUCAAAAGCAUGGGCUACGAUACAACACAGUACGAUACAAUAGGUCUUCUAUGGGUAUCAUCUUGCCAAGUCUCACAUCUGCGGCACAGCUACAAGUUGCCUGCCUCCAACUCUUUCAGAAAAGCCCGCGAGAAUCGA
This is a messenger RNA of Aaosphaeria arxii CBS 175.79, 990 nucleotides long. RefSeq lists its product as uncharacterized. The coding region runs from base 108 to 782 and encodes 224 amino acids. Lineage: Eukaryota; Fungi; Ascomycota; Dothideomycetes; Pleosporales. The record is from RefSeq and is a predicted model, not a curated record. The transcript has 2 exons.